Messenger RNA from Aricia agestis (brown argus), 2576 nucleotides. Its product is annotated as ATP-binding cassette sub-family G member 1. Gene Ontology annotation, molecular function: ABC-type transporter activity; ATP binding; ATP hydrolysis activity. The transcript is spliced from 12 exons. Lineage: Eukaryota; Metazoa; Arthropoda; Insecta; Lepidoptera; Lycaenidae. Bases 99 to 2180 code for a protein of 693 amino acids. Gene Ontology annotation, cellular component: plasma membrane. The record is from RefSeq and is a predicted model, not a curated record.
CCGCGAUACAGCACCAGUCUGUGCGCGGUAGUGUGGCGGGUAGCACGCGUUACGCCACAUCUUCCUUAUCACGUAGAUAAUAAGUUUCAUUGUGCGAAAUGACAGUGGAUUUGGAGUGCGCCGGGCCCAUGGAGACUAAUUCCCUGCUCCCCGACAGGAAGGGCAGUCACACGGGGGUGACCAUCGUGCCGGCGCAGACCAAGAGGCUGACACAUCUGCCCAAGCGGCCGCCAGUGGACCUGGCGUUCACGGACCUCACGUACAAAGUCCGGGAAGGACGCAAGAGCAAUGAGAAGACGAUCCUCAAGUCAGUGUCGGGGCGGCUGCGGUCGGGGGAGCUCACCGCCAUCAUGGGACCGUCCGGCGCCGGCAAGUCCACCCUCCUCAACAUACUCACAGGAUACAAGACAUCGGGUAUGGAAGGCAGCAUAACCGUCAACGGCAUGGAGCGCAACCUGUCCAGCUUCCGCAAGCUGUCGUGCUACAUCAUGCAGGACAACCAGCUGCACGGCAACCUCACUGUCGAGGAGGCGAUGGUUGUCGCAACCUCGCUCAAGCUGUCCACGGCAACCACGACCGCUGAUAAGGAGGAAGUGAUCGAAGAAAUCCUGGAAACACUCGGUCUGACAGAGCACCGCACGACAAUGACGUCAAAUCUCUCCGGUGGCCAGAAGAAGCGGCUAUCCAUAGCCUUGGAGCUGGUCAACAAUCCGCCUAUCAUGUUCUUCGACGAGCCCACCUCUGGUCUCGACAGUUCCUCCUGCUUCUCCUGCAUCAAGCUGCUGCAGUCCCUGGCGAGAGGCGGCAGAACCAUCAUCUGCACGAUCCACCAGCCCUCCGCGAGGUUGUUCGAGAUGUUUGACCACUUGUACACAUUGGCUGACGGACAAUGCGUGUAUCAAGGCAGUACUGGACGAUUAGUGGAGUGGCUGGGCAGCCUGAAGCUGCAAUGUCCCUCAUACCACAACCCCGCCUCCUUCAUCAUUGAGGUGUCCUGCGGUGAAUACGGAGACAACACCGGCAAGCUGGUCCGCGCUAUCGAGAACGGCAGGAAUGAUAUUAGAAACGGCAUGCCUCUCCCCAACCAGCCGGAGUACAACAACAAGAGCGACAUGGCGGCGUCGCUGGCGGUAUACGACAAGAACGACGCCGCCAACGUGCGAGACAAGGACGGCGAGAGCGCGCCGAACGGGACGAACGGACUGCAGAAUGGACUGCUCCAGUACGCCGCUAAUGAGAUCUCCAAGGGGAAAGGUGACCUGGUCGUCCAGAUGGACACGGAGAAGCAGGACAACGCGUCGGUGGCGCUGCUGGGCGAAGGCAGCUCCCCGCGCCGCUACGCCACCUCCGAGCUCACGCAGUUCUGGGUCGUGUUGAAGAGGACGCUGCUGUUCAGUCGCAGGGACUGGACUCUGAUGUACCUGCGUCUGUUCGCUCACAUCCUCGUCGGGUUUCUGAUCGGUGCUCUGUACUACAACAUCGGCAACGACGGCAGCAAGGUGCUCUCCAACCUCGGCUUCCUGUUCUUCAACAUGCUUUUCCUCAUGUACACCUCCAUGACCAUCACUAUAUUGAGUUUCCCUCUCGAGAUGCCCGUGCUGGUUAAAGAACACUUCAAUAGAUGGUAUUCGCUGCGCUCCUACUACCUCGCUAUUACAGUCUCCGAUAUACCGUUCCAAGCGAUAUUCUGCGUGAUGUACGUGGUGAUAGUGUACCUGCUGACCUCACAGCCUCUGGAAUGGUUCCGCUUCUCCAUGUUCCUGUCGUCGUGCCUGCUCAUCUCCUUCGUGGCUCAGAGCGUGGGACUCGUCGUCGGCGCGGCUAUGAACGUCCAGAACGGUGUGUUCCUGGCGCCGGUGAUGUCGGUGCCGUUCCUGCUGUUCAGCGGUUUCUUCGUGUCGUUCAACGCGAUCCCGGUGUACCUGCGGUGGAUCACGUACGUGUCCUACAUCCGGUACGGAUUCGAGGGCACCGCGCUCGCCACUUACAGCUUUAAUAGGACCAAGCUGCAGUGUCAUCAGACGUACUGCCACUUCAAGAACCCCCUCACCACGCUAGAGGAGCUAGACAUGCUGGACGCGGACUUCACGCUCGACAUCGCUGCCCUCUGCCUCAUAUUCCUCAUCCUCCGUAUCGCCGCCUUCCUCUUCCUCCGCUGGAAGCUCAAGUCCACGCGAUAAGGAGGGCCCGCCCCGUCUGACACUUGCCGGUCUGACAGCUGUCAACUCCUCCUUCUUUUGCAAUUCGGAAGUUAGGUUUUUGCCACCUUUGUCGUGUAUUGCACAAAGUUUUUAUAGCGGCAAAUUUAAUUUUUCUCGUUUCAAAUUACAACCGCUAAUGAUUGUAUAAGUGUCAGUGAUGAGGUUUUGCCUGUUUAGGUGUAAUUUAGUGUAAGCGAUAAGUGGCCGCUUAGUGUAUUUAGUUGUUAAAGUAAAAAAUAUAUUGUGAUGUUAUUAUAGAUUCGUCCGCGGAACUCAUUCCAAAUAAAUGUGAUUAAACUUUUUUUAUUAAACAUGACAAAUAUUCGUGAUCGCUUUGUAAUUAUGUGCCUUUAUGAGAUAUACUCGACGUUCAGU